Staurois parvus is the source of this 588-nucleotide messenger RNA. NCBI's taxonomy places the organism in Eukaryota, Metazoa, Chordata, Amphibia, Anura, Ranidae. The record is from the annotation of a GenBank genome assembly.
CCCAUCGUUGGUGUCAGUGGGAGGAAGUAGUGCCCCAUCGUUGGUGUCAGUGGGAGGAGUAGUUGCCCCCAUCGUUGGUGUCAGUGGGAGGAGUAGUGCCCCAUCGUUGGUGUCAGUGGGAGGAGUAGUGCCCCAUCGUUGGUGUCAUGGGGAGGAGUAGUGCCCCAUCGUUGGUGUCAGUGGGAGGAGUAGUGCCCCAUCGUUGGUGUCAGUGGGGGAGGAGUAGUGCCCCAUCGUUGGUGUCAGUGGGAGGAGUAGUGCCCAUCGUUGGUGUCAGUGGGAGGAGUAGUGCCCCAUCGUUGGUGUCAGUGGGGGGAGUAGUGCCCCCAUCACUGGUGUCAGUGGGAGGAAUAGUGCCCCAUCAUUGGUGUCAGUGGGGGAGGAAUAGUGCCCCAUCAUUUGGUGUCAGUGGGGGGAGUAGUGCCCCAUCAUUGGUGUCAGUGGGGGGAGUAAGUGCCCCCAUCAUUGGUGUCAGUGGGGGGAGUAGUGCCCCAUCAUUGGUGUCAGUGGGGGGGGAGGAAUAGUGCCACAUCACUGGUGUCAGUGGGAGGAAUAGUGCCCCAUCAUUGGUGUCAGUGGGGGGAGUAG